AGGGCGGGUACAAGUUGUUCAAGGAAGAGGAGCGCGCUAGGCUGCCGCUGCUGCUUCUUGCAAGCCGGAUAAGGCGAGGGCUUUGCACCGGAUUCUCCGCGCGCGCUGUCCGUGCAGGAUGGCUCUCAGCAGGAGGACGGAAGCGUUCAGAAAAAAAGUAUUGGAGAGGCUCUUUCCUACUCCUGUUCCACCUGGUGUGGUUUCUUCGAGUGCAGAGAGCGGCACUGCUCCCAGAAGUCCAGUUUUGGAGCAGGGAGGUCCUGAGAGUACCACAAUUUUGCAGCGACACUCCAGUUUAACAGGUGAAAAGAGUGCGAGUCUGCCUCCGAGGAAAAUGUACACAGUGAAUCCACCCCCUGGAGAUUAUGUACCAGCUGCUAAUAACGAACCCAGCAAUGGCAGCUCUGAGAGUGAAGACAGCGAUGCCAAUACUCCAGAGGAGAAUAAUCAAGGACAGCCCUGGAGAAAGCGCACCCGAAGGAGGAAACGGAAGAAUGUUUUGCAAAACCCGGAUAAUUUACACGGAGGCCAAACAAAGUGUGGGAAGCAUGAAAAUCUGAUUGAAGAUAAUUUACAGCUGCAGCACACAGACCGCGCAAAUCUAAGUCGAAACAAAAAGAGGAAAAUGAAAAAGAAGCGGCAAAAGGAAAAGAUGAGAGCAGCUGGUUUGUUGACAAAGCCAACUGGUAUAGAUUUCACAUAUAAGCCAGAGAGGGAGGAAAGAACUGACUUUGAAGAGGCAGAUAGCAAUGUAGAUGACAUUUUGGAUUUUUUGCAGGCAGCACAAGAAAUCUACUUCUCCGACAACCGAUAUAAAUGUGCAGAGUCAGCUGUGAAUUCAGAAAGCAUUCAGGAGAUUUUACAGAGUCUCAGAUCCCACAGUAUGCCUUCGUCAGACGUCACUCUUUUGCGUGAGAUGACAUCUCCUGUAUUUCUGCAGGAUGUAGAGAAACUCAAAGGGGCCAUGGAAGAGUUCCACACUAAGUCAGUGAUGCCUUCUGAUCAUGCCAAGGCAAUCUAUUCUCUGUUUCUCUACUGGAUUACAGAUAUCCUUCCUGGAAAGAACAGGAAAUAAGCUAAAUGUGCACAUCCAUCUGUACAGGGUUAAAAUGUAAUACAUAAGACUCUGAACUGUAUCUGAGAGUAUUCAGAAACGGCAAUGCCAUUGAAGAAGAUUGCAACUUCACAAAGAUGCUGUUGGGUGUUUUUUUUUUUACUAUUGUCUCUAGCGCCAAGUUAUUGCAAACUUCUUUUAUUUUAUAUAUUCUAGUUUGUGAAAAUAUAAGCACCAGUUUCCCCCUUAUUGUAGGUCCUUCUUGAGUUUUUAAUGCAACUGAAUUGGUUCAUGCAAGGAAGACUCUUUCACAAGCUGCUUCAUAACUACCAAAGCCAAGUGAAAAUGUACAGUGCUAUCAUUAUUUUUAUAUGGUGGCGUUGUUUAUAUAAUGUCAGAAUCCAUAUUUUUAUAUAUAAAAUAAAGAGGAAAAAGAGA
Molecule: messenger RNA, 1492 nt
Organism: Zootoca vivipara (common lizard)
Lineage: Eukaryota; Metazoa; Chordata; Lepidosauria; Squamata; Lacertidae
Gene: ERICH1
Product: glutamate rich 1
Source: RefSeq, a predicted model, not a curated record